AUGUUAGUUUUAAAAGGAGUACGUAAGCAAGUAUGUAAGAAAGCUUUCUUAAGUUUAUAUGGUGUUGGCGAAAAGCACGUCAGAAGAUUAUGCCACCUACUAGUGACUGGAUCCACUUCAAGAGAUAAUAGAGGACUUUUCAGAAGAGUGGUGCUUUUAAGCGGAACUGCGCUUAGUCCGUGGGCAACCGUCCGAAACGCCGAAAGCUUGAGAACCAGUGUAGGAAAACAGACUGGCUGCCUGCCCAUGGAAUCUGGAAUGCAGCAUCAAGAAGAGAAUAUGGAUAUCGCAGGAUGUCUUAGAUCAAGACCCUUGCAAGUCCUCCUCGACGUCGAGUUGGAACAAGUUCGUUUCAUGCCCCGCAUAGCUCCGUCAUUACCUAUAGAUGCCGAAGCUAGUGAUCCAGCCUACGCUAUGGAACACGCCAGUGAAAACUUUAUUACGUGUGAAGUGAUGCUAGGUACAACGACAACAGAGAGCUAUAGUGAUUUUAGUGCUAACGACAUCCAAUAUGGGUUUGAAGAGGAUCAACGAAAUAGGGUUUUACGGACUUAUAUUCGAAACGCGUACGUUUACCAUUUAAACGAGAUAUUCUCGGCUGUGAAAAAUGAAUACACGGAUUGGGACAAACCUAUCCAACAUCCGAUUAAUAUCCGAGAUUCUACGAUGGAGGCGCUAAGUGACGGACAUACUGUGUCUCCAUUAGUGCGUGUCGCGUAUCUCCAUGCGAGGAGAGGUGCUAAGACUUAUUUUUUUCAUUUCGGUUAUCAGACCAAGGACAGUGACUAUCCUCAACGUCUGGGUAGCAUACGAGGUGAAGACCUUAUCUAUAUUUUGGGCUUACCAAUGGUCGGUGGAAUGCCCCACUUUCCCCAAAACUUUAGUAGACAGGACUUGGGUGUUGCGGAAGCUAUGCUUAACUUCAUAAGCAAUUUCGUGAAAAGUGGUGAUCCUAAUGCUCCGUCGCAAGGUAAUAAGGACACUGUUCCACCGGAUUAUGGAACUACCCGGGAGAAAACGCGGUAUAAAGGUCUUGUGUGGGAUCCUUACGAGAUAGGAACGCAAUUUUAUCUUAGUGUCAGUACUUACUACUUUAAAAGUUGA
Molecule: messenger RNA, 1104 nt
Organism: Diabrotica balteata
Lineage: Eukaryota; Metazoa; Arthropoda; Insecta; Coleoptera; Chrysomelidae
Source: the annotation of a GenBank genome assembly